This is a messenger RNA of Symbiodinium sp. CCMP2456, 1995 nucleotides long. The record is from the annotation of a GenBank genome assembly. NCBI's taxonomy places the organism in Eukaryota, Dinophyceae, Suessiales, Symbiodiniaceae.
AUGAGCAAAAGCAUCAUUGACAGGCUGCUGGAUUCCCAGUACACACAAGAAACCUUGCGUGAUGAGGACUGCUGGGCAGAAACUCAGUGCGACUCCACACAACCAGAUUCAGAGCUGCGUCCAGCCAAACUUUGGGAUGUGGAGCCGACACCUGGCCACGACGUGUGCACUACAGAUGAAGAUGUGGAAACCACGGCGAGCGAGGCGGAUGACAAGGAGGACCACAGGCUCGAGGUGCCUUUUCGCGGCAUUCGUGAAGUGGCGGAGGCCGACAUUGCUGCCGGGUGCAAUGCUGCAGCUCUGCGAAGCAGCGAAGAUUUGGAGCUUUGCUUGCGAAGGCUUGGUGGUCUGGGUCACAGCCCUCUUCAUCCCCCUCCUCCGCGCAGCUUCGCAAGACAAGCCGAGGCCAUACGAUACCUUGAGGGUCUCCUUGCUCAGGGGGUUUACCGGCUACAUCAGCUUGGCCUUUACUCCCGCGAGUUUUCUUCCUCGGGCUGCAGACGCUUCCUUGUCGAUACAAAAGUGGGCUUUGCGCUGGAAUCCGCACCGAGCUCGCAGCAGUGUGAUCAGGUGUUCGACAAAUUGCCGCAAAAACAUCUGUACGAGGUGUUGAUGGAGACACAGCCCUGCUGGCUUUAUUUUGAUUUGGAGUUUCAUAGAUGUGUGAACCCCAACCUCGAUCCGGGCAAAGUUAUCUCGGCGUUCUACGAUCUCCUGAACCAGUUCUGUCUCUCAACCUUUGGAUUGACAUUGGAUACAGACAACCUCUUUGAACUCGAUUCGACCACAGAAGAAAAGUUUUCCAAGCACGUGAUUGCCAAACGUUUGCAGACGGACAGUGGAAUGGGCGGGCAGUACCACUUCCAGUCGCUGGCAUUCCCGAACAAUGCUCAAGCAGGGUUCUUUGUCAAGAAGUUCAUGGACUUUGUGCGGCAGCAGCGUUUGGCGCGAAGAUGCGCUGCCAGCUUGCUUUUCGCCCGGGCGAAGCCCAAAAAGCAGAAGGAGAAUCAGAAAGCACCUGCGAAGGAUGAGGAUCCAGCAGCAGAGAAUGCCUCGGCGGAUGAAGCUGCAGGAUCACCUCCGUCUGAGGUUCCAGUCGUCGACGAAUCCGUGUAUACUCGAAAUCGGUGCUUUCGGGUGCUGUUCAGCUCCAAAUUUGGGAAGCGUCGGCCGCUGCUGCCGACUUGGAAGAGCACUCCAGCCGUGGCGCUCUUUGAAAGCCUGGUAGCCGGUGUUCCGGAAGGCACGCCGCUCUUCAGGCAUCCAAUACUCCCACCGGAUGUGCAGCACAAAGACCUUCGACGAAACUGCCCGGACACGUCCGCGCAUGUGCGCCCUCGGCUCACGGCAGAUGAUGUUAAGGAGCUGCCGCUUUCCGAGAAUGCAGCACUUCACCGGUACCUUGUUGAGUUGUGGGACGACGUGCGCAUCAAGAACGAGGGACAAGCAGCCUUUGCAAACCCAACUCGUGUCCAGCGAAGUCUGUUGAUGGGAAGCGGAGAGUACAUGGUGGUUUCCUUGGUCAAUAAUCGCUUUUGCUUCAAGAAGGGUGCAUCCCACAAGUCUAACGGCAUCUAUUUGGUGAUCAACCAGAAGCGCUGGGUGGUGUAUCAGAAAUGCCAUGAUGCUGCCGACUGUCCAGACUUCCGCUCGCACGAGUUUUCAUUGCCCGAGGCCUUGCGUCCUGAGGGGGCCGUGCCAGAGGAUGCUUUUGAAAACGGGGCAGUGGACGAAGACCAUGAUCCGGUGUCGCAGGAAUUGCUGACGCAGAUAAUGGCAACUCCGCCGCCCUUGCCUGACGAGCUCCUGACCCCUCCAAGGCUUCCGUGCUACAGCAGGCUGCCUUCGAGAUCUCGAAGCCCAUGCCGGGCGCUGUGCAGGCUGAGGAGGACCGGCUUGGGGCAAAAGCCAAGAAGGUCGUUGCAGCCUUGCUUGGGGCAAUCUCAGCCGGAGCUCAGCGACACGAGUCCUACAACCCCACCGUGCAUUUUGUGA